UUACACGUGAGAUUUGCGAAUUGUGUUUGGUUUGUAAUCUGCUUGGGUAGAAGCAAAUAAAAAAUCCCAAGAAUUGUGGUUCGUGAUCGGCACGCGCAUUUUCGUUUCAGCUCUGUCUCUCCUUGGGAUUUGAGAUAAAUUUCUUUGAGAUAAGCCAUGGGUUUCUUCUUUAAGGGAAUGAAUGAAGAUCUGUCUGACUGCUCCUUUAAUGAGGGGGAUAUUCAGAAAUGUCCAUUUCUAAGGAACAUCAACAAACCCACAAGCUUUUCAUUCUCGGCAGUGAAUUUUCCAAUGCCUGUACGGGGAGCCAAGGGUCCAAUAUUUGAAGAUGGUCCAAAUUUUAGCACAGCUUUUAAGCUCUUUCAUGGGAAGAAUGGGGUUGUUCCUCUUUCAGAGAGGUCUUCUUUUUAUAAUGAUAAUGAGCUUGAGCCUGCAUCCCAGUUCAAUCCCUUGGCAGCAAAAGCUGCCACGAUCAGCCUAUCAACAUUUGGCUUAGGAGGUCCGUUCAGCUUUGGCCCCUUUGAUGACAAAUGGAAGAAGAAGCAGCAGAAGAAAUCUGAGGCACCCAACAAGAGAGACACGUCUUCACAGAACCCUAAUUCAUCAAAUCAUGAAGCAAUAGGAAAAGAGUGGUUAGAGAUGGGAAACUGCCCAAUUGCAAAGUCUUACAGAGCUGUUAGUCGGGUCCUCCCACUUGUGGCAACUGCCCUUCAGCCGCCACCUGGAGUGAAGCUUAGAUGUCCGCCUGCUGUAGUUGCUGCAAGGGCUGCCCUAGCUCGGACUGCCCUUGUUAAAAACUUACGCCCUCAGCCACUACCUGCUAAAAUGCUUUUUAUUGCUCUCCUGGGAAUGGCAGUUAAUGUGCCAUUGGGUGUAUGGAAGGAGCAUACUCAAAAGUUUUCUUUGUCCUGGUUUGCAGCUGUGCAUGCGGCUGUGCCCUUUAUAGCUAUGCUUAGGAAGUCUGUUGUGAUGCCCAAGACAGCUAUGGUACUGACCAUUGGUGCAUCUAUCUUGGGGCAGGUUAUUGGUUCAAGAGCUGAGCGGCAGCGGCUGAAAGCAGUGUCUGAAAGGGAUAGAGUGGCAGCACAGACAGCCAUUGCUGCUGCUGUUGCAGCAUAUAGUCCAAAACAUGUUGAUGGAACUACUGGAAAUCACUGCUGUUCAGUUUCUGUUGCUGCUGAAAGAUCCACUUCUAUUUCAGGCAAUGUGUGCUUCUAACAUAAUAAGUUGUAAGUGUGGAGUUAAAUAGCAAUUAAUGUAAUAAAUAUUGAUGCUGGUAAAAUUUAAAAUUUUGUAUUGGAGAGGGACCUGCUUUAAAUUGAUAUGCAGAAUGAACCUCAGUCCUCUUUUAUAUUUUAUGGCUCACUGUUCAAUUAUGAUUUUACGGA
Molecule: messenger RNA, 1388 nt
Organism: Mangifera indica (mango)
Lineage: Eukaryota; Viridiplantae; Streptophyta; Magnoliopsida; Sapindales; Anacardiaceae
Exons: 4
Coding region: 157-1218 (353 amino acids)
Cellular component (GO): chloroplast
Source: RefSeq, a predicted model, not a curated record